UUCUGUAACUCAUUGUUAUGGUAACUCCCCCGGUGUCUCGUGGGUUUGCGCAGAUCACGAACCGUCACGAGUAUCAUCGGUACUUCCGCGUUCGUCUCAUCAUGAUCCCCAAAUUAAACCUCUGCUGUUUUAUUCUCUCUUUUGUGUUUAUAUGCUUGUCUGCGCAAUAUGUCCCACCGUACACAGAAGAGUGCCGAAGUGGCAUGUAUCCUCCAAACGGCCCAACAUUUAAAGGGGAUGUGUCCUGGUAUACUGUUAAUCUGGAUUUACCACCAAGCAAAAGAUGGACAGAUGUCAUUACAGACAAAAAGAACGAUAUGGUGAGCAUGAUUCAGGCUAUCAGAGAUCUAGCAGACGCCUUUGUUCCCAGUGGAAAGCUCAUCGAUCUAGUAGAUAAGGAUUUGCCCUUGAUGGUGGACACCCUGCCUUACCCGUUCAAUGAGGAGAUCAGAGGAAUCGCAUCAGCGUCUGGUGUUUCUUUGGGUGAGGUGGUGCUCUUCAACAUAUUUUAUGAGGUGUUCACCGUGUGCACGUCUCUGGUUGCAGAGGAUGUCAAUGGCAAUCUCAUCCAUGCAAGGAACCUGGACUUUGGACUUUUCAUGGGAUGGGAUUUGAAGAACAGGUCGUGGAUCAUCACAGAGAAGCUGAAGCCACUGGUUGUUAACAUUGACUUCAGACGCAACAACCAGACUGUCUUUAAAUCAACUAAUUUUGCAGGAUAUGUGGGCAUGCUGACCGGGAUUCAUCCACGCUCAUUCACCCUCACUAUGAAUGAACGAUUCACUCUGGAUGGAGGCUACAUCGGGAUUCUGGAGUGGAUCUUGGGGAAGAGAGACGGCAUGUGGAUGAGUUUUUUGACUCGUUCUGUGCUGGAGAAUGCAACUAGCUAUGAAAGUGCCAAGGCUCUGUUGUCUGACACGAAGCUGCUGGCUCCAGCGUACUUCAUCCUCGGAGGAAACCAGCCGGGUCAAGCCUGCAUUAUCACCAGAUCCAGAACACACAGCAUCAAUCCACUGGAGCUUGAUGUGAAGAAUGGCAGGUGGUAUGUGUUGGAGACUAACUAUGACCACUGGAAAGAGCCUCUGUUUCUGGAUGACCGCAGAACUCCUGCUAUGAAAUGCAUGAAUCAGACCACACAGGCUGAUAUCUCCAUAAAGACAGUAUAUGAUGUGCUGUCCACCAAACCGGUCUUAAAUAAAUUGACCACAUACACUACUCUUAUGGAGGUGUCUAAAGGAACAUUGGAGUCUUAUAUCCGUGACUGUCCUAACCCCUGCAUGCCGUGGUGAGGGACUCCAUCUGGACAAGCUGCAUUACUGUGACGGUCUUUUGUACGUUUAGGAAAAGAAAAAUGUCAUUCAUAUUUUAGCUGUUUAAAAUGGUUAAUCUUACAUUUUAAAAAGUUUGCAGUGUCUGCUUUUGAAAUCAUGUGGGCAUUGUUGGGUUUAAUCAAGCUUAACGUGUCAAACAGGUACAGUAGGGCAGCCUACUUAAAGGGAUAGUUCACCCAAAAAUGAAAAUUUGAUGUUUAUCUGCUUACCCCC
Molecule: messenger RNA, 1544 nt
Organism: Sinocyclocheilus rhinocerous
Lineage: Eukaryota; Metazoa; Chordata; Actinopteri; Cypriniformes; Cyprinidae
Product: acid ceramidase-like
Exons: 14
Coding region: 18-1289 (423 amino acids)
Biological process (GO): fatty acid metabolic process
Cellular component (GO): lysosome
Molecular function (GO): N-acylsphingosine amidohydrolase activity; fatty acid amide hydrolase activity
Source: RefSeq, a predicted model, not a curated record